Molecule: messenger RNA, 1356 nt
Organism: Vollenhovia emeryi
Lineage: Eukaryota; Metazoa; Arthropoda; Insecta; Hymenoptera; Formicidae
Gene: cnir
Product: protein cornichon homolog 4
Exons: 4
Coding region: 244-714 (156 amino acids)
Biological process (GO): endoplasmic reticulum to Golgi vesicle-mediated transport
Cellular component (GO): COPII-coated ER to Golgi transport vesicle; endoplasmic reticulum membrane
Source: RefSeq, a predicted model, not a curated record
AUCGAGUGUGAGCGACGGGCAUGGUUGGCAACAAUGGCAACACCGUGAAGUGUGCGUUUCAACAAUCGGCGAUAACCCGGUGUAUUCCGGAAGUCCGCGGCGAGAGUUGCGACCGGCGCGGGCGAGUACGGGGUACUCGCGCGGGAUCGGAGCCACGGGGGAGGCGCUCGACGAGCAUCGUGGCAGCGGAUCUCAUAUGAUCGGCCGCGCGGCACCUCGCGUGAAAGCAACCGCAGCAGCGUCAUGGGCUUGAUCUCAGAUCCGCUUCUGUUCGCGAUCGCGCUGCUCGACACGGGCUGCGUGCUAUUCCUUUUGGUGUAUUACAUUAUAACGCUGUCGGAUCUUGAGUGCGAUUACCUGAAUGCGCAAGAAUGUUGUUCCAAAUUGAAUAUGGGAGUGUUGCCAAAGUUAAUAGCACACACGUUUCUGGUGUUCCUUCUGUUGAUACACGGACAGUUGAUAUUAACGCUGGUGAACGUACCGAUGACGAUAUGGUUGUUUUACGAAUACUUUAGCGUUCCCAGUGGCAACAUGGGGGUUUACGAUCCCACGGAGAUUCACAAUCGCAGCCAGCUGAAGAGAUAUACGCGCGAUUGCAUGAUUCAUCUCGGAUAUUGCCUCGUGUUCUUUUUCAUUUAUCUCUAUUGCAUGAUUGUGGCUUUGCUCAAGGGAGAUCCAAUCAACAGAAACGACGACACCAUAAUAGAAUUGUAAGAUGUCGAGAGAGAGACUAACGAUAAGGCAAAGAAACCCCUUUUAUAUAUCUUGUUUACGUUAUCUCAUAUUCUAACGAUAUUAUGUCGUUAUACUCUAACAAUAUAUUCUAAUAUAUAUAGCAUAAGAAUAUAUAUGUAUAUAUAUAUUAGAAUUGUGCGAUCAUGUUAUACAUAUUCUAAUGAUAUAUAAGAAUAUUUUAAUUCCAUAUAUCCGAUUCACGGCACAUCACGUUCUUUAAAUAAGUAUUGUUUAUUGAUUCUCUCUUUUUUUAUUAUAUCCAUUGUUUAAGUAUCCAGCUGGACACGCGUACUACUUUCGAACGAUCUGUUAUCCUUAACGGUUUCCAUUUAUUUCAAGGCAGCAAUUUGAGAUAAAUAUUUUUCGCUCGUUUACCCAACACUUUUGAUAACUCCCCUGAUUUGAAGGCCUCGGACUGUUGAUCGCGUUAAGGUUUAACGAAAUAAAUGGGAACCGUGUGAAUGCCAGACGAAAUACCAAAUAUAUCAUCGUGUCCGUUCGCGCGUAACGCGCGCGAGCGAUCGUAAGUUUCUAGUCCUAAAGAAGUAAGAACGAAAGUCUGUAUCACAGCAGGGAUUGCAUGUUUAAGGGCAGCAAUACAAUCGUCAUAUUUUAAUAUUA